This is a messenger RNA of Aspergillus aculeatus ATCC 16872, 3563 nucleotides long. RefSeq names its product aspartyl-tRNA synthetase, cytoplasmic (gene erdS). NCBI's taxonomy places the organism in Eukaryota, Fungi, Ascomycota, Eurotiomycetes, Eurotiales, Aspergillaceae. Gene Ontology annotation, molecular function: RNA binding; ATP binding; aspartate-tRNA ligase activity. Gene Ontology annotation, cellular component: aminoacyl-tRNA synthetase multienzyme complex; cytosol; cytoplasm. Gene Ontology annotation, biological process: aspartyl-tRNA aminoacylation. The record is from RefSeq and is a predicted model, not a curated record. Bases 425 to 3274 code for a protein of 949 amino acids. The transcript has a single exon.
GGCUUGUGCUCCCUCUUUUUUUUUCUUGUCUUUUGCUUAUUUUCUCUUCUGCUACUACGUAUAGCUUUCUUGCUUGUUUGCUUGAAUCCUGCUCCACCCGUGGUUCCCUUCGAAUUGGACUUACUUGAGGAUUAAUAAACCUAGUAAGCAUCUGGACCCUGGUUGGGCCCGAUUUGUUUCCUCUUCGUAUUAAAACGCUCACUGCAUCCUCCCCUCCCCUCUUUCGUUCGCCCAGCCCCUCCUUCUGCUUAAUUCUCUAAGUCUUAUUAAGUACCUCUAGUUAAUUAUCUUCCUUCUCUUACCCUUUCCCUCCUCCUUCUCCUCCUCCUGUUCGUCUUACUUAACUCCCUCUUCCCAUCACCACUUCCAUAACACUAAUACCCCUCCUCUCCUCUCCUCCCAUUUGGGAGAACCACCCCUCACCAUGUCAAUCAAACGUGCUCUUUCGAAGAUCAAAACAUCCAGAACGUCCACCGGGGAGGAUGGCCACAGUAGCCCCUCCGUGUCUCUCUCCCCGCGUCGCAGCAUCUUCAGCAACAUCCUGCGCGAUCGCGACUAUGUUUCCUCCUCCGAUGAUGUCUCGGACGAUUCCUCUGCUACCGGGGGAAUGAGCAAAAACCAACAGAAGCGCCUGGCCCGGAAACAGCGCAAGGAAAGUUCGCGCCUCAGUGAGGAUCGUCACUCAGAGGAUUCGGACAUGCGUCACAAGGAGGAGAUUGCUACUGCCGCCCGCGAAGAGACCGCCGAGAUGAAGGCUCGAUAUGGCGAAUUACCCCUCAUGCAAUCUCGAACCCGUACUCAUGAGCUACGUACUAAUUUCGUGGACAUUUCUACCUCUCUGGUUGGCCAGGAAGUCUACUUCACGGCCCGCCUGCACAUCAUCCGUCGCAUGAGCGCCAAGUUGGUCUUCUUGGUCUUUCGCCAGCAAUUAUUCACCUUCCAGGGCGUUCUGCAUGAUGAACCAGGCGUGGUUUCCCUAGCAAUGGUUCAUUGGGCCGAACAUCUUCGCUUGGGCAGCAUUGUUCGGGUUCGGGGCGUUGUUCAGGCGCCGCAGGUCCCCGUCUUGGGCUGCACCAUUCAUGAUGUUGAAGUUGCUAUCAAGGAGCUGCAUCUCGUUGUCCGUCGCGAGGAGCCCGUUCCCUUCAGUGUUUACGAGGCUGAAAUCCAGACUGCCGAGGAAGAACGUGUUGAGGGGCGACGCAGUCGCAUUCCCGAUAGAACUCGUCUCGUUAACCGUCUGCUUGACUUGCGUACUCCCACCUCUCAAUCCAUUUUCCGCAUCCAGUCCGCCAUCGGAAACCUCUUCCGCACUGCCCUUGACGAACAGAACUUCAUUGAGAUUCACACCCCCAAGUUGCAAGGUUCCGCCACGGAGUCCGGCGCUAGUGUAUUUCAUGUGCAAUACUUCGGUCGGGAUGCUUUCUUGGCUCAGAGUCCGCAAUUGGCUAAGCAAAUGGCCAUUGCGGCUGACUUCGGUCGAGUCUAUGAGAUCGGUGCCGUCUUCCGUGCGGAGAACUCGAACACUCACCGCCACCUGACUGAAUACACGGGCCUGGAUAUUGAGAUGGCCAUUGAGGAGCACUACCAUGAGAUGCUCGAGGUGUUGGACACGGUCAUCAAGAGCAUUUUGGAAGGUGUCUACCGCCGCUUCCGGCGCGAAGUCGACACCAUCAAGCACCAAUUUCCCUCUGAAGAUGUUGUCUGGCUGGAGAAGACCCCAAUCCUCCGAUUCUCUGACGGCAUCAAGAUGCUGAACGACUCGGGCUGGCGGGACGAAGAUGGUAACCCAUUGCCCGAGGACGAGGAUCUGAGUACCCGCGACGAGAUUCGCUUGGGAGAGCUCGUGAAGGAGAAGUACGGCACUGAUUACUACAUCCUUGACAAGUUCCCCGUCAAUGCUCGUCCUUUCUACACCAUGCCUGAUCCCGAGGACAGCCGCUUUACCAACUCCUUCGAUAUCUUCAUCCGUGGCCAGGAAAUCGUCUCCGGUGGUCAGCGUAUCCACGACCCACACAUGCUGGAGGAGAAUAUGAAGCGCGUGGGCAUUCAGCCAGACACUAUGGAGGAAUACAUGGAAGGUUUCCGCUGGGGAGCCCCCCCCCACGCGGGUGCUGGUGUCGGUCUUGAGCGCUUGCUGAUGCUCCUGCUGAAACUGGGCAACAUCCGCUUGGCUUCCCUCUUCCAUCGUGAUCCCCGUAGCUUCCCCGCGAAGCCCCCCGUGAUGCAAUUGCGUCAUCCCGAAUCGUCCACCAUUGAACCUCCGUGGGUGCGCGACAAGAAGGCCAGUGUGGCGGAGAAUGAAAGCGAGCUGCAACCCAUCGAGCACCUUAUCGCCAACUACGGUGACGCUACCUCCACUUCUUGGGGCGACGAACGUUUCAAGAUCUGGCGUGACAUGGGUACCGGAGCCGCCAUUGCCUACGUCGUAAGCACGAGCAACUAUGUGGUAAUCCCCGGCAAUCCCCUCUGUGACACCCGGCAAUACCGUCAAGUGAUCAUCCAAUUCCUGCAGUGGCUGCGGCGCGAGACCAAGUACAAGCCUGUCUGGCUUCUAUGCUCAGCUGAGGUUGAAGAUGUGCUUGGUGAACGUCUCGGCUGGCGCACUUUGUCCUGCAUUGCCGAGGAGCGUGUUGAUCCCACGCGCAACAUGGCCGCCACGGAUGGCGAGAUUGCCCGCAAGAUUCGCCGGGCAGAGAACGAAGAGGUCAAGGUGGUGGCCCUCAAGAACGGAGAAAUGGUGUCGGAUGAGGUGCGCGAGAAGAUUGACCAGCGCAUUCAAGACUGGCUAAACAACCGCAAGGGCACCCAGGUGCACUUGUCAGAGAUUCGUCCUUGGCGCGAUCCUGAACACCGCUGGUAUUUCUAUGCUGUCGACAAGUCUGGCACUAUCUGCGCCUUCGUGGCACUGGCCACCCUGGCGCCUGUGCACGGCAUGCAGAUCAAGUAUAGCUUUGAUUUCCCGGGCGCACCCAACGGAGUCAUCGAGUAUAUUGUCACCCAGGCGAUCCAGACGGCGGCUGCUGCCGGUGUCAAGUCUCUGACUUUCGGUGCUGGCGCAAUGUCCACGCUCACACCAGGACACAACUUGAAGGGUCCCAAGAUCAAGAUGUUGCAGCACACCUACGACACGAUCGCCAAGCAAUUCGGCUUGGUCCGCAAGAGCGAGUUCCGAGCCAAGCUGGGUGCCACGGACGACCCGCUCUACAUCGCCUAUCCCCCGCAUGGCAUGGGCACCAAGGGUAUGCGGGCCGUGCUUCAUUUCUUUGAAGAUUAGAGUUUCUCUAGAGAAAAGCUAUCUUUACUAAAAGGUACAAGCAAAUGUACCGAUUAGAGGAUGCUUUGCUUUUCCUUACUGCCUUCGAAGAUGGUUUGUCAGUCAUGGGUUGUUGUUACUGCUGCUGCUGCCGCCUUUACACUAUUCCCCCUUCUGUUUUGGUACUUGUUUGCUCGAUCUACCCCCUGAUGCCGUCUUUCGUUUCGAUCUAGCCGAUGAUACAUAAUUGUGUUGUGAUAAUAGACGCUCACAUGCCAUGAUUGAAUGAUCUUAAUGUUAUUAUGUUUGC